This is a messenger RNA of Cariama cristata (Red-legged seriema), 655 nucleotides long. It is a transcript of the gene UBE3D, whose product is annotated as ubiquitin protein ligase E3D. Gene Ontology annotation, molecular function: cyclin binding; ubiquitin conjugating enzyme binding; ubiquitin protein ligase activity. The record is from RefSeq and is a predicted model, not a curated record. The annotation marks the transcript as partial. Gene Ontology annotation, cellular component: cytosol; ubiquitin ligase complex; nucleus. Lineage: Eukaryota; Metazoa; Chordata; Aves; Cariamiformes; Cariamidae. The transcript has 5 exons. Gene Ontology annotation, biological process: protein monoubiquitination; protein polyubiquitination; proteasome-mediated ubiquitin-dependent protein catabolic process.
GAAAUUUCUCAGAGUUCUUCCUCUACCAAGUGAAAACUGGAGUGCUUUAGUUGACGAGUGGUGUUGUCACCCUAACCCCUUUGCCAGAAGCACUUUGCACCCUCAGCAUGAUGACUGUUUUCUUGGAGACACUUUUUUUCUGUUGAAUUCAGCGAAUGAAUCACAUGUGCCUGAAUCUCCCAUGUGCUGCUCAGGGACUGGACACCAUGCUUCUCAGAGUGACUCCAACUUGAAAUCAAAGGAAAACACCAGAGUAAUUUGUAAGCGCUGCAAGACAAUGCUAGGAGAAACAGUAUCAUCAGAUACCAUUAAAUAUUAUGUCACCGAGGUGAUUAUUCAACCAUCUGAAGGAAGUUUCAGCCCAACACCAAGGUCUCAGUUCGUACAGAGCAUGGUUGCUCAGUGUCUUGUGGAAUUGUCCUCUGCUAAAAGCACAUUUAGAUUCACUGUGAAAGGGGAUAAUGGAAAAAUCUAUAUUCUGAUAUGGCUUUUAAAUUCUGACACAUUGCUGGUGGAGUCUUUAGGAAGUUCCUCGUCCCACAGUGUUUUUACACUGUUUGGAGAUAUUUUCAUGCCUAGCUCUGGACCACUGGGGACCUGGAAUGCUGUCAAAGUCCUUUACCAGCCGUGCAUUAAAAGCAGGAAUAAGGAGUAA